CUGGUCGCCAGGACCACCUGUACCGAGAUUAUGGCCCAAGUGAGGACCGCUGACACCGCUGUGAUGAUGAAUACCGACGUACCAACAGUCUCCUGCCAGCAGCUUAUCUUGAUUGCCCGCGCAGAUUCUUCAGCACGUUCCACAGGAAUCUCGGUGGUGAUCGAGGACAAAAACGGCCAGAGUGCUUUCUUGGCCCAUUUCAAAUAUUUUUCCAUCUGAGAUCUAAAAGGUGAGGUUUAAGAGACCUCUAACUAUCAAACGAACGCAGAACAAAUGUGGAACGCACCGACAGCAGUACACGAGAGCAAGCAAACGGAGCGAUGACAACGUCCACCGGAUGGAUCAUUUCCGUCGAUUUAAAAUCAUACUUCAAAAUCAUCGCUAGGAACGAAUGCGGGGAAUAAUAAAGGACAGGGGUUAGAGGCAGCGCGGGCCAAUAAUAGUGGAAAGAUGGGUGCGGAGUAUAAAGUUUCCGGACAUAUUAGCCACCCGUCGAAUUAGCGUUGCGAGAAAAUGCCCUACUCGGUGUCGAUCCCAGGGGUCCUCGCUGCGUUUUGGGGUGAACUGGAAAGAAGGGGGCACCCUUCGUGAAAGGGCGGUGCCCCGUACAAAAGGGGCCCUAAAGAAAACCAACCCCUGGGUGGAGUUAGCAUCCCGUAUAUAUGCUCUAACGCUGGCCCUUCGGGGUAGACCACGGCAAGCUAUCGAACUGCGAGGAUCUCUGUGCUUUUGAACGUCCGUCUUGAAAGUUUCCAGCGGUCUCGGUGAUCGCGUGAAAUUCAGUGAAGUCGGUGGGAAAUUUUGCAUCCCUCGGUGGUUACAGGAUUUAGUGAAAGUGUUAAUUGGAUAAAAGAUGUCGAGGAGUUUCCUGGUGGACUCGUUGAUCGGCAACAAUUCGCCUCCUGCUUACCCGUUGCCGUAUUAUGGAAACCACGUGCCGAACUAUAUGUUCAAUUUCUUCAAUUUGGGGCUCGGUUAUCAGCCGAUCAGGCCGGUACCGAGGCCACCGAUCCCUGUACCGGUAGCGCUCAGCCCACCUGUGAUGGCAAGCUUGCCGCCCGUACCUGGCCGGAGUCCUCCAUCGCCUUUAAACACCUCCACCAGCAUGCUCUCCGAUGUUUCAGCAGCUGGCGAGUCUCCUUCGCGGAACAGCACUCCGACGCCGCCUCCGAAAUCACCGAACUCCGUAAACAGUUCGAAGAGGAUUCGAACGGCGUUCACGAGUACCCAAUUAUUGGAAUUGGAACGUGAAUUUGCAUCGAACAUGUACCUGUCGCGGCUCAGGCGAAUCGAGAUCGCCACGAAUUUGAGAUUAUCCGAGAAGCAAGUGAAGAUCUGGUUCCAGAACCGAAGAGUGAAGUACAAGAAGGAGGACCUACCCUCCGGGCAGAGCCAGAAGUGUUGCUGCUUGAGAACGUGUAGCAAGAAGAAGGGUUGCGAGGAGUCCUCCAGUCGUAAGUGCGGCUCGGACGAGCCGAUGAAGGAGGAGAAAAUGGACGCUGAGAAGCCCGACCAGGAGGAAUCGUCCAAUCCGUUGACGGACAAUUUCGAGCAAUCGAUAACGUCGUUGCGCGACAACUCGCAGAUGCGGUUUCUGCAGGAAACGGAGAAAUUAAAUUUUCCGAGGGUCAACGUCGAUCGUCCCGGUUUCGAGGAUGUUCACAAUUUGUCCAGAGGUCUGAAGCGAAGUAUCGACGGCCCGGAGGACGUGGAUGACAAAAAGAGGCGAACCGAUAACGUUUAUCAGAAUGCGAUCCAGGACACGAUCGUCGGGCCGGUGUUCAGGAACGUGGGAUGCACCAAGCACACCGUGGAAAGAAUCGUCAAUUCGUAGAAAAUAAAGUAUAGAUUGCGUUCACUUCAGUGGAACCGUUUUCCGAGAUUACGUUCCACGAAUCGUUCCAUCUCACCGUGUAAUGUUCUGAACGGGAGGCUUGUAAAUAAUGUAAAUAUAUUUUUGUAGACAGAA
This is a messenger RNA of Ceratina calcarata, 1969 nucleotides long. RefSeq names its product GS homeobox 1. Gene Ontology annotation, biological process: regulation of transcription by RNA polymerase II. Gene Ontology annotation, cellular component: nucleus. NCBI's taxonomy places the organism in Eukaryota, Metazoa, Arthropoda, Insecta, Hymenoptera, Apidae. The coding region runs from base 854 to 1834 and encodes 326 amino acids. Gene Ontology annotation, molecular function: DNA-binding transcription factor activity, RNA polymerase II-specific; RNA polymerase II cis-regulatory region sequence-specific DNA binding. The transcript is spliced from 3 exons. The record is from RefSeq and is a predicted model, not a curated record.